Messenger RNA from Prunus persica (peach), 1781 nucleotides. RefSeq names its product T-complex protein 1 subunit theta. NCBI's taxonomy places the organism in Eukaryota, Viridiplantae, Streptophyta, Magnoliopsida, Rosales, Rosaceae. Bases 189 to 1757 code for a protein of 522 amino acids. Gene Ontology annotation, molecular function: ATP-dependent protein folding chaperone; ATP hydrolysis activity; ATP binding. Gene Ontology annotation, biological process: protein folding. The record is from RefSeq and is a predicted model, not a curated record. The transcript has 12 exons. Gene Ontology annotation, cellular component: chaperonin-containing T-complex.
UAUCAACCUCCGUCACCAGCCCAAGGGCUUCUUAGUAUAGUUCUUUGGAAAAGGUUGGAGGUGUUAUUUUUGAAAAGGGAAGGAGCUCCGCGCUGUCUGUUUCGAAAACGAAAAGCGCUUUUAGUUGCAGGCAGGAGAGGUUUAGGGUUAGGGUUUUGGUGAAAACAGAAAGAAAGAAGUAGUUCGCAAUGCAGCCCUACGGUAUACAGUCGAUGCUGAAGGAGGGGCACAAGCACCUCUCCGGCUUGGACGAAGCGGUAGUGAAGAACAUCGAUGCCUGCAAGCAACUCUCUACCAUCACUCGAACUUCUCUGGGUCCCAAUGGUAUGAAUAAGAUGGUAAUCAAUCAUUUGGACAAGCUCUUUGUGACAAAUGAUGCUGCCACCAUUGUCAAUGAGCUUGAGGUUCAGCAUCCUGCUGCCAAGCUGUUGGUUUUGGCAGGCAGGGCUCAACAAGAAGAAAUCGGUGACGGUGCUAAUCUGACCAUUUCUUUUGCUGGGGAGCUCCUGCAAAACGCAGAGGAGCUUAUAAGGAUGGGCCUGCACCCAAGUGAGAUCAUUAGUGGAUACAAUAAAGCUAUCACAAAGACUAUUGAAAUCUUAGAUGAACUGGUUGAGGAAGGUUCUGAGAAAAUGGAUGUUCGCAACAAAGAAGAAGUGGUUUGUAGAAUGAAAGCUGCUGUUGCCAGCAAGCAAUUCGGACAAGAAGAUAUCUUAUCCUCACUUGUCGCAGAUGCAUGCAUACAAGUAUGUCCCAAGAACCCAGCAAACUUUAAUGUGGAUAAUGUACGUGUUGCAAAGAUUGUGGGAGGGGGUUUGCAUAAUUGUACAGUAGUUCGAGGCAUGGUGUUGAAAACUGAUGCCGUGGGGAGUAUAAAGCGAAUGGAGAAGGCCAAGGUUGCUGUGUUUGUUAGUGGCGUUGAUACCUCUGCAACGGAGACCAAAGGAACUGUCCUAAUUCAUUCUGCUGACCAGCUAGAAAAUUAUGCAAAAACUGAAGAAGCUAAAGUUGAGGAACUCAUCAAAGCAGUUGCAGAUUCAGGUGCCAAAGUAAUUGUCAGUGGAGCAGCAGUAGGAGAGAUGGCACUGCAUUUUUGUGAGCGUUACAAGCUCAUGGUGCUGAAAAUCAGUUCAAAAUUUGAAUUGAGACGAUUUUGCCGCACAACUGGUGCCGUGGCCAUGUUGAAGCUUGGCCAGCCUAACCCAGAUGAUCUGGGGUAUGUUGACUCUGUCUCGGUGGAGGAAAUUGCUGGUGUUAGGGUCACUGUUGUGAAGAAUGAAGAAGGUGGCAACUCUGUAUCCACUGUGCUUCUACGAGGAAGUACUGACAGUAUAUUAGAUGACCUUGAAAGAGCAGUUGAUGAUGGAGUGAACACUUACAAGGCAAUGUGCAAGGAUAGCCGUAUUGUUCCUGGAGCUGCGGCAACUGAAAUUGAGUUAGCUAGGAGACUGAAGGAAUUCUCUUUUAAAGAAACAGGAUUGGAUCAGUAUGCUAUAGCAAAAUUUGGCGAAAGCUUUGAGAUGGUGCCUAAAACUCUCGCUGAGAAUGCUGGGCGUAAUGCAAUGGAGAUCAUAUCGUCCCUCUAUGCUGAGCAUGCGUCAGGAAAUACCAAAGUUGGCAUCGACUUGGAAGACGGUGUUUGCAGAGACGUGUCAGCUCUAAAUGUUUGGGACCUCCACAUAACUAAGUUUUUUGCUCUCAAAUAUGCUGCAGAUGCUGCCUGCACUGUUCUACGAGUAGAUCAAGUAAGUAACUAAUAACUAUUGAGUUUUCCAACUUUC